Molecule: messenger RNA, 357 nt
Organism: Trypanosoma brucei brucei TREU927
Lineage: Eukaryota; Euglenozoa; Kinetoplastea; Trypanosomatida; Trypanosomatidae
Exons: 1
Coding region: 1-357 (118 amino acids)
Source: RefSeq, a predicted model, not a curated record
AUGGUGUGGUACAUUCCCUUUGUUUAUCAGGCAUUCUUUUUUUCGACUUUCAAUGCUGUUGGCUCACUGCAUGCAUGGUACAUGACACAACGCCACAUGAUGCUUGUUAGCGGUUCUCUUAAUUCUUCGCUCGGUGCUGUUGCUGUUUAUACUCACUCGUUUGAUCCUACGCUCUCUAAUGCGUGCACUUCUAUCGCCUCCAUUAGUGCCUUUGGCCAUUUCGGAUUGCAUGCUUUCCGCACGAAGGCGCUUCUUCGGCCCUCUGCUAUGUCAUUCCUGCAUUUCUGUUGGUGCAUUUCCCUCCUCGCCUUUGGCAUUCACCGCGGCCGGUGGGCCUAUACCCUUCGGCAUGAUUGA